Molecule: messenger RNA, 5727 nt
Organism: Oncorhynchus mykiss (rainbow trout)
Lineage: Eukaryota; Metazoa; Chordata; Actinopteri; Salmoniformes; Salmonidae
Source: RefSeq, a predicted model, not a curated record
AGAAGGAUGAGGCAUAUAGGGAAAUGGAAGAGAAAGAGCCAGUGCCAAAAGCCAGACAGUCUAAACCAAGGAAGGAGUGGUCCUCAGGAGAAACAACCCAAGGACCUUGUCUCAAGGAGCUGUUGUCAAAGGCUGGACUAGAAGAUCAUUAUGAAAACAAGCUGACGUUAAGUACUGUCCUUGAGAUAAAUGCUGAUACUACAUCAGAUGAACCUCUUACCACUAUGCAGUCACUUCCAGGGGCCUUCCUUAAGAAAUUAAUGAUGGCAAAUGUGAAUGCUAGGAGUGUUAAGUGUCUGACCACUGACCAGGAGGUUUCCUAUUGUGGAGUAGACAACCUGGACACUGACUCUGAUAACAGUUAUGUAAUUCAUCCACUGGACCUGAUAACUGCCCUGUUUCUGUGCUCAGAUGGUUUCCUGCAGCAGGAGAUGGUCCAGAAAAUGUCCAUUUGUCAGUUUGCUGUUCCUCUCCUGCUGCCCAACUGUGACACAAAACAAAGCACGUUGAUGCUGUGGGCCUUGAGGGACAUAGUGAAAAAGUUCAGAUCGUCUUCACAAACAGCAACAAAGGCUUUUGUGGAAGAGAGAAUAGUACUCUCUGAUGUUCCUAUGGUGUCAUUUGUUAAGUUAGGAGAGAGCAGCUUGUCCAAGUCUCAGAUCUUGAACAAGUUGCUAAGUAACCCUCAACAGUACCAUGACACAUUUGUUCAUCGUGAUAUGGAAUGCGGAGAUGCAUCUCGACAAAUCUCAGAUGGCCUCGUUGAAAUAAUUUGGUACCUUCCAUGUGGGAACAGAAACAUAGACAUGUUCACAGAGCCUGUGGCGGUGGCCAAUCUCAGAGGAGAUAUCAGGUCCUUUGAAACACAGUUCUCCUUUCUGUGUCAAACAUCAGCGGCAGUUUACAUUUUCACUGAUGACUUAGAGGCAGAUUUCUUCAAGAUCUUGAAAAGCAAAAAAAAAACCAAGGCAGAGUUAUUUCUGGUUGUCAACUCUCAAAGAAAAAUGUUCAGAGUAGACAUAUUGAAAAAACUUAUCAGAAACUGCGGUAUCAAUGAAAAAAACGUGAUUGUGAAAAAUAAACAGAAUGAUGCAGAAUUUGUCAAAAUCCUGCAGUCCUCUGUGGGUGACAUCAUCAAAAAAAGUCCAAACCGACUGACAAUUGAGAACAUGGCUGACAUGGCUCAUCAGAUGGGGAUUCUGGUUGAUGAAGACAGGGAUGACUGUCAGAGUGCUUGGAAGAUGGCAGAUGAAAUCACCAGGAACAUCACAGACCCAAUCAAAUUCAAAAAUGAAAAGCUACCUUUACAAGGUCAAAUCUGGAAAGAGCUUUCCCAUUUGGAGAAAGAGAGGUGUAGGCUGAGAAAUGCAGGGGAUCAAGAAAUUGAACACUACAAGAGCUCUCUGAAGAAAAAGGAGAAAGAGCUGAGAAAGAAGCAACAUACAUUUGACAUGCCAGAUGCCAUGACAAGAUUCAUUUCAGGAUUGUCAGGUUCAGGAGCGGAGCGUUCCUAUUUCCUCAAAUGGAUGCAGAUAAAUUUGGACAAUCUGUCACGACAGAAUCUGUCUGUCUUAAGGGGCCGGUACAAAGAUCUUUGCCAAAAUACUCAGGAGAAAAAAGAUGACAUUAAAGAUUUGGAUAAGCAGUUAUCUGACUGUUCCCUGGGACUUGAACACUUCCUGCGUGAGUUGGGACAGUUAUAUGAAGCUUCCUGCUCCCUUCCUGAAAGUAGCCAACAUCGGAAACAGAUGGAGCUUCUCCCUGGAUUGUGUGCGCAGAUGCUGUUGGAUGGUUUCCCCGUUGAGCUUCUGGAUGGAGAUGCAUCAAAUAUCCCUCUGAAAUGGAUAUCAGCUGUUCUGACUCAGCUUCAUACUCUUGUCCAAUCCAACAGCAAGAUCCGGGUUGUGACAGUUUUGGGGGUUCAAAGUACAGGGAAGUCCACUCUCCUCAACACCAUGUUUGGUGUCCAGUUUGCUGUCAGCAGUGGAAGAUGCACCAGAGGGGCCUUCAUGCUUCUGAUUAAAGUCAGCAAAGACUUCAAGGAGGAGCUGAAAUGUGACUUCAUCAUGGUGAUCGACACAGAGGGGUUGAAAUCGCCAGAGUUGUCUCAACUAGAUGAUAGCCAUGAACAUGAAAAUGAAUUGGCAACACUGGUGAUUGGACUGAGUGAUGUCACUAUCAUCAACAUGGCCAUGGAGAACUCCACAGAAAUGAAAGACAUUCUUCAGAUUGCUGUUCAUGCUUUUAUCAGGAUGAAGGAAGUGGGGAAGAAGCCUAUAUGUCAUUUUGUGCACCAGAAUGUGUCAGACAUGUCUGCUCAUGACAACAACAUGAGGGACAGGAAGAAGUUGUUGGAACAGUUGAAUGAAAUGACUCAGGCAGCAGCCAGAAUGGAGAAGAAGGAGAAUAUCACCAAGUUCACUGAUGUGAUGGAUUAUGAUCCAGACACUAGCAGCUGCUACAUCCCAGGACUCUGGCAUGGGACUCCCCCUAUGGCUCCAGUCAAUGCUGGCUACAGUGAGGCUGUGUGCGGCUUCAAGAAGACCUUGAUGAAAGAUUUCAGAAAAUGCCAGAGAAAUUAUGACUUGACACAUUUCCUGAAGUGGACACAAAGCUUGUGGGAGGCAGUGAAAUUUGAGAAAUUCAUCUUUAGUUUCAGAAACAGCUUGGUUGCAGAUGCAUACGCCAGAUUAUGCUCUGAGUACAAUGGUUGGGAAUGGGCCUUCCAGAAGGAGAUGUAUAAAUGGAUGGUGAGUGCUGAAACUAAAAUCUCUAAUAUUGGCAUGACAGAUCAACAUCCUCAGAGGUCCGUAAGAGAUGUGCUACAAGACUUGAUGAUAGAAGCAUCUGAGAAACUUUCGGAGGGAGAAAAGGAAAUCCAAGACAAUCUAGUGAAAUACUUUGAAAAGCAAGAUGGCCAUGUCAAUCUGGUGGAAAAAUACAAGGAGGACUUUCUGUCCAGUGCCAAAACACUGAGACGAGAGACAGAAAACACAGUGAGAAACAAACUGCUAGGAGCUGUUGAGAUCAAAGAGGGGAUGACAGAACUGGAUGACAUCAAGUGCUCACAAGCAAGUACACUAGAAAGAAAAGUGCUGGCUUUGCUUCAAACCUGUAAACAGAACAGAUCUGUCCUAUCGGAUGAGGCCCUCAGAGAAGAUUUUGAAAGAAUGUGGAAGAAAACUCUGUCUGAGAUUAAAUUUAGAGGACUCCCAAGAAGACAUGUUGCUCAGGAUGCCUUCAGAAUUUUACAUGACCAUUUAUCUAUGAGGUCGGGUUACGUCAAUAGUAUGUUGGUUGGAAACAGCUUGGUUGAUUGUGGGAAGACACCCUUUGUUGUAGAGUCAGGGGAUUGGUGGCAGAAGACUAAAGGCUUUGUGAUGCGCUUGAAUGGAGACCAUCUCAGGAUGAAACUGCAAGAGUUGUGUGACAACAACAUAAAAAAGUGUCAGGAGUUUAUAACCCAGAAGGUGAAAAACAAAACAGAUUACCAUGAUACUUUCAUCAAAGAGCUGCUUGAAAUAAUUGAUGAAACAUCUCAACAAAACAAGAAACGUAAAGUUCCUGAGGAAUGUGAGGUUAAACUGAAGCUGCACAUCUGUGGCAUAGCAGCAAGAACAUUUCAGAAGAAACAUGAUGAUUUCAUUGCAUUCAAUGACCCAAGGAAGUGUCUGGAACAGUCUAAGAACAAGUACCUUACACUCUUCAUAGACUUAUUUCAUAACCGAGACCAGUGCCUAAAUAAAGCUGAGGAGUUCUCAAAGCUGUGUUUGCAGCCAGCUGUACAGGACUAUGUGACCAAAAUGAUAUGUCCUGAUGUGAUUGAUGAAGUGAAGACCGGUAAAGGGUCAGAGGAUUACAGUACACGGACGUCCUUCCAGUUCUCUAUUUUGAAACAACUCCUGACUGAUGGAGAAUAUGAGAAAUAUAGAGAAUACAUAAACCGAUAUGAACGUUUUGUGAAGGACUGGCUGUUUGACCACAUUGUUCAACAACUCUCAAAGGACAACAGACUAGAGAAAUUGGAGAAUAAACAUGUUUCAGAGAUAGUCAAGAUCAUCACUGCGGCAAUUUCAAAGAUUAGAAACACAACCCACACUGUAAAAUCUAUCAAGACAUUCAUUCAGAAUAUGUGCUGUGCUCUUGAAGAAAAGCUUGUUUUUCCAAAGGAUGCUCUGGAUUCCAUCAUGACUCUGAACUACUCUGCUAACACAGAACAGUUUGCUGACGACCUCACAGGGUUUGUGGGAAAAAUGGAACAGUCACUGGCAGCUAAAUAUGAGAAGGAAGGAGACAUCAAAGAGAGACUCAAAUCUCUGCCAUUUAAGCCUCAGGACAAGAUGUUCUCCAGUCUGUUUGGAUGUGGCAAGCAAUGUCCAUUCUGCUGUGCACCCUGUGAAGCAGGAGGCAAGGAGCAUGCCAACCACUUCACCUCUAUUCACCGUCCACAAGGUGUCACUGGUUGGGUGAAUUUAAAGACAACUGUGUUAAGAACUGACAUAUGUUCAUCCUCUGUGAUUAGUUACAGAAAAUUCAACACAAACCUGACUGAAGGCAAACCUCACCUCUACAAGGACUACCAGACAUAUUUCCCUGACUGGACCAUAACUGGAGAUCCCAGCAUCAAGGCUUCAGACUACUGGAAGUAUGUGAUGGCCACAUUCAAUGAGACAAUUGCUAAAGACACACAUGCACUUCCUGCUGAUAUCCCAGAGGACUGGAAGGCAUUAACAACUGAUGAUGCACUGAAGAGCUUGAAAAACGCAUUCAACAUGAAAUAAAGUGGAAAACUAUAUCAUGAUUCUUCUUGACUCAAACUUAUAAUUGGCCAAUCAAAGAUUUCAGACAUGGCAACCAGAAAUAUCUCACCAAGCAUGAACAUUUUUUUUUUAAAUCAAAAAGCCAGAAGCCGGUCACUUCAACCAAGUACUUGUGAAAAAAAUGUCUAAUCUCUCAAUUCCAAUACAAUUUCAUCAUCGCACAGCUGAUUGGGUACUUUUUACCUUUCAUUUAUCUUGAUUGGUUUGUUGAAGGAAAAAACUGUUAAUCAAAAACUACAACCUUUCACAAUCAUAAAAAACUAGAAACAUAUUAGACUAAACUAGGAUACUGACCAUCCAAAAGAUACCACGGAACUCUUACCAGAUAGUUGAUAAAAGCCUAUACUAUAUUGGCAUAUCAAUGUAGGAACACAUGUCGCUACAGGAAACACCUUCAUCAAGGCCUUGUAGCAAGGGUAGUGUUUGAGUGGACAUCACUGACUGACAGGUACCUGCAGUAUAGGAAGGAAGGUGGAGUUAUAAAAUACUGUAGAUUGACAGAUACCUGCAGUAUAGGUAGAAAGGAAGAGUUAUACCAUACAUACUGUAGACUGACAGAUACCUGCAGUAUAGGAAGGAUGGUGGAGUUAUAACAUACAUACUGUAGACUGACAGAUACCUGCAGUAUAGGAAGGAAGGAGGAGUUAUACCAUACAUACUGUAGACUGACAGAUACCUGCAGUAUAGGUAGGAAGGUGGAGUUAUACCAUACAUACUAUAGACUGACAGAUACCUGGAGUAUAGGAAGGAAGGUGGAGUUAUACCAUACUGCAGACUGACAGAUACCUGCAGUAUAGGAAGGAAGGUGGAGUUAUACCAUACAUACUGUAGACUGACAGAUACCUGCAGUAUAGGAAGGAAGGUGGAGUUAUACCAUACAUACUGUAGACUGACAGAUACCUGCAGU